Molecule: messenger RNA, 1828 nt
Organism: Rhizopus microsporus ATCC 52813
Lineage: Eukaryota; Fungi; Mucoromycota; Mucoromycetes; Mucorales; Rhizopodaceae
Product: ferredoxin reductase-like protein
Exons: 3
Coding region: 178-1461 (427 amino acids)
Biological process (GO): ubiquinone biosynthetic process
Cellular component (GO): mitochondrion
Source: RefSeq, a predicted model, not a curated record
UAAGGAACGGAAUAAUUGCCCUGCCCUUUCUUCAGUCUUGCUGUGCGCAUGCUAACCAUAAGAAGAGCCUUUUCAACUACUUCAAGACCAUUCAGACUAGCUAUUGUAGGCAGUGGGCCAGCCGGUUUCUAUACAGCUCAUCGUCUACUUAAAGAAUGUCCACAAGUUCAUAUUGACAUGUUUGAUGCCCUUCCUGUCCCUCAUGGACUAGUACGAUUCGGAGUAGCUCCUGAUCACCCUGAAGUCAAGAAUGUCAUGACAACUUUUGAUAAAGUAGCAGAAGAUCCCCGCUUCCGCUUCUUUGGUAAUGUUCCAGUAGGCUCUUCAAACAAUGGAUUGAGUAUAAAGGACCUUAAAGAUAACUUCCAUGCAGUUCUCUUAUCUUAUGGAGCCAGUGAAGAUAGAAAGAUGGGAAUACCAGGGGAGAACCUUUACGGAGUAGAAUCGGCCCGAACGUUUGUUGGAUGGUAUAAUGGACAUCCGUCUUAUAGAGACCUCAAGCUACCACUUGAUGAUACAGACACCGCUGUCGUAGUCGGACAAGGCAAUGUAGCCCUUGAUGUUGCGCGUAUUCUUUUGAGUCCUAUUGAUGAGCUUCGAAAAACAGAUAUUACAGAAUAUGCAUUAGAGGCAUUAUCAAAGAGUAGAAUCAAGCAUGUUCAUGUUGUCGGAAGAAGAGGGCCUGUACAGGUCUCGUUUACUUCUAAGGAGCUAAGAGAACAAAUGUCUUUACCUGGUGUAGCAUUUGACGCUGACAUGGACUUGAUUCGUCGUGAGAUUGAAGCAUCACAGCCAAUUAUUAGCAAAAAUAGACCUCUUAAGCGCCUUAUGUCUCUUCUUGAGAAAGGCUCGCCCAAUAAAGACACAGAGAAGACAUGGUCUGCCAAAUUCUUACGCAGCCCAGUAGAGAUUUUGGGUAAUACCGAUCAUUCGCGAGUACAAGGAAUCAAGUAUGUUAUCAAUAGAUUAGAGGGGCCACUAGAGCAGAGAAAAGCCGUGCCUACUGAAGAGUAUGAAACACAAGAGUGUGGUAUAGUGUUGAAGAGUAUUGGGUACAAGAGUAUACCGAUUGAAGAUGUGCCAUUUGACAGCCGAAGAGGCAUAAUACCUAAUGAAUAUGGUAAAAUAUUGGAUGGAGAAAAGGAAGUUCCAGGCAUGUAUACAGCUGGCUGGUUAAAACGUGGACCUACAGGCGUUAUCGUAUCUACCAUGACGGAUGCCUAUGAAACAGCAGAUACUAUAGUAAAUGAUCUCCAACAAAAUAAAGAAAUGCUUUCUGGAGGAUCCAAAGACGGAGCAGAUGGCCUUGACUUAACCUUCAAGGAACGUAGCAUCAUGCCUGUUAGCUACUCUGAUUGGAAGAAGAUUGAAGCUGCCGAAUUUGCUAUCGGUGAAAACCUGGGUAAACCUCGCGAGAAGUUUACAACAAUUGAAGAUAUGCUCGCUGUUCUUAAAUCAUAGCACUUUGCUUCUUUGAUAUGCACACCUUUUUUCCCCCUGAUUGGUAUCUUUCUUAUGACUAACUCAGUGACAAAGUAGAACAACUUAUAGACUAAAUUUUAGUAAAAUGUACAUGUAAAUUUAAUAAAGUAGAACACUGUCUACAAUCCUACGAUACACUAAUAAUGACCUGCUUGCUUAUGCUCUCUAAACACAGUUAUUGAGAGAUAUAAAGAUGGAUGGGUGUACGACGACAAGAGGGCGAGAGAGAGAAAGAGAAAGACGGAAAAUAGAAUAUGAAAGAUAUCAAUACCAGUUAUUUAAAUCAACAAGAUAUUGAAUGAAAAACUUUGCAAUAUUUAUAUCACUUGGUAAUGCUUAUUUUUAU